Thrips palmi is the source of this 1293-nucleotide messenger RNA. RefSeq names its product tRNA (cytosine(38)-C(5))-methyltransferase (gene Mt2). NCBI's taxonomy places the organism in Eukaryota, Metazoa, Arthropoda, Insecta, Thysanoptera, Thripidae. The coding region runs from base 21 to 1241 and encodes 406 amino acids. Gene Ontology annotation, molecular function: methyltransferase activity. The record is from RefSeq and is a predicted model, not a curated record. The transcript has 4 exons.
CCUCCAACUGGCGGCGUGGGAUGUGUCACAUCGUCUGCUACCCGGGACGAAACGAAAACGAAGUGAACGAAACGUACACUUGUUGUUUCGAAAGAAUGAAAGUAUUAGAACUCUUUAGUGGCAUUGGAGGAAUGCACUAUGCAUGUCAAGAAAGUGGCAUACCUUAUGAAGUGGUUGCUGCAGCUGAUAUCAACACAAUUGCCAAUGAGGUUUACAGACAUAAUUUUCCGUCCGUUCCAUUGAUAUGCCGAAAUAUUCAGUCUCUCACUGCAUCCGAAAUCAACAAACUGGCACCAGAUAUGUUAUUAAUGAGUCCACCGUGUCAGCCGUUCACUAGAGUUGGCCUGAAGAAAGAUGUUUCUGAUCAUCGAACUUGUGCCCUUCUACAUAUUAUAUCUUUACUUGAAGAUCUUCAAAAUUUGAAUUACAUUCUGGUAGAGAAUGUGAAAGGAUUUGAAUCAUCUGAAUCAAGAAAUCAACUAGUAUAUGCACUCGAAAAGCAGAAUUUUGUGGUUCAAGAAUUCUUGCUAAGUCCAAUGCAGUUUGGUAUUCCAAACUCUAGACUUCGGUACUAUUUGCUUGCCAAGAGAGUUGUCAAGUCUGUUGAAAAAGAGACAUUUUGCUUCAAAAACGUUUCUUUGAUGACAGAAUUUCCGGUAUCUCUCGAUCAUGGUAAGACUACACAAAGAAUACUUGAAAAGCUGAAUAUAAAACACAGGAAAAUGGCUGAGGAAGAUGAACUUAUUGAAAAUGAGAACAGAGUUCCAUCAGAUGGUGGAGUAGUGCACCCACCAUGUUAUACCAUACAGAGAAUAUUGGAAGAAGAAAAUCCCGAAAAUCCAAGGGUCAGAGAUUUUUUACUGCCAGACAAUGUUUUAGGGAAGCGCUCUGUAGUUCUAGAUAUUGUCACACCAUUGUCUAAACGAUCUUGUUGUUUCACCAAAGCUUAUGGACAUUAUUCUGAUGGUACUGGAUCUGUUCUUACAACAUGGAAAUUGGCUGACGUCCACGAGCUUAGGGCAAAUAACAGAAAUCUAUCUCUUGAUAGUGAAGAACAAAUUCUUGAUAUGAAAAGAUUGCAGUUACGUUAUUUUACACCUAGAGAAGUAGCAAGAUUGAUGUGCUUCCCUGAGCACUUCACUUUUCCGGAUAAAACUACGCUGAAGCAAAAAUAUAGGUUGCUGGGGAACAGUGUUAAUGUUCAUGUAAUAUCCCUCCUAAUAGCUGUUAUGACUUCAUGAUGAUACAAUAAAAUGAAAUAAAUACCAAUAUUUGUUUAAAAAAGACAAAAAA